Mya arenaria is the source of this 1471-nucleotide messenger RNA. RefSeq names its product tetraspanin-1-like. The record is from RefSeq and is a predicted model, not a curated record. Lineage: Eukaryota; Metazoa; Mollusca; Bivalvia; Myida; Myidae. The coding region runs from base 531 to 1385 and encodes 284 amino acids. The transcript has 9 exons. Gene Ontology annotation, cellular component: membrane.
CAACUUAAAUGUAUUAUUUGUAAUAUGACUACACACAAUCUGCCAUAACGAAGUAAUCUUUAAACAAUUCAUUGGUUUUCUCACUAAAUUGGUAUCAUCGACAGGACAGCGAAAUAUAUCAAGGUCAAUUGAUUGGACCUCGUGUGCGCAAGAACACAACAGACAUCAGAAGCGCAAUAUUCUUCGGCGUUUGCCAAAUGCCGACUUGGUAAACAGGGCCAUCACGUGAAUACUGCGAUUGUCAAGGGAACUGUUAAAUAUAUAUCAUAAAACAGCAAGGCGUUGACGCAAUGCUAGACAUUGACACGUCGUGCAAGGAACAUUAACACGUGGUGCAAGAAACAUCGUUUCGCGGUGCAAGAAACAUAGACACGUGGUGCAAGAUCCAUUGACACGUGGAACAAAAAACAUUGUCACUUGGUGCAAGGAUCAUUGACACAUACAGAAACCGUUGAUAAUAUAAAAUAUUAAACUAGAAGUCUGAAGCUUGCUUGUGGAUCUGCUCUGCACAAGAAAAGGCGAAAGAAACUAUGGGGUGUCUGCAAACUUUGUGUCGAGUUUUCCUGAUCGUGGUUAACCUGUUCUUCUUGCUGCUGGGUCUGGCGUUGUUUGCGGCAGGACUAUUUGUGCGUUUCGGCUCCGAGGUUCUCAAUGAAUACGUGGACACUGUCAAGGCGGAGCUGGAGAAGUCGGCGUCAACUGCCGGGCUGGGUACAGUUGACCUGUCGGGGCUUAACCUGUCCGACAUGCUGUUCGGGGUUGCCCUGGGACUCAUCUUCUUCGGCAUCUUCCUCAUCGUGAUAUCCGUGCUCGGCACGUGUGGAUCGUGCUGUAAAUUGAAGAUUCUACUUGUUACGUAUGUAGUGAUUUGCUCGUUGAUUCUUGUGGUCCAGAUCAUCAUCGUUGGGAUUCUUUACGGAUCGCCAGACACGUUCCAUGACCCGGCCAAAAAAACUCUAAAGGACAAAAUCCAAACAGAUUACGCAGGUUUAGCCGGAAGUGACGUCAUCUCCAUGGCAUGGAACGUAGUAAUGCAACAGGUUGGUUGUUGCGGGGCGAAUAGUUACGCAGACUUUACGGGCGCUGAAAACUGGGAGACGGACUACUCGAGUACCGGUUCCGGUUAUACCCUCAAGACACCCAUCGCGUGCUGCCGGACACUCCCCGACUCAAACGACCUCACGUGCGCGGACAUCUCAGGGGCAACAACUGCCAACAACUAUUUGGAAGAGGGCUGUUAUAAUAAAGUCUGGGAGCAGACACUGGGCAACACAACAAUAGUAGUGGCGUCACUUGUUGGUAUUGGCGUAUUUCAGCUUGCGCUGAUUGUAUUUGCUGUGAUCAUUCUGUGUACAAUGAGGGAGAAAACUGGCCACAAGGACUGAAAUCUUUGUGCCUUCUCGUCAGCGCCGUCGUGUUGUUGAUACUAAAUCGGAAGAACAAGACGGAGCCGAACUGACGUCAUGGCGAG